GCAAUGGAUUCAAAUAUUCAUAUACACUACAAACCGUCUGCCUAGUCUAGCCAUUACAUUUUCUACCUUCUGAGAGGUAGAAUCAGAACGUUGAAUUGAAAACAAUAUUUAUCAGAAAAUAAAAAGGUGUAAAUUUUGGAAAAUAUUGCUGCAAAUUUGUACGGUGGUGAUAAUCUAUUUGAGUGAUUUGUUUAAUCUAUACAUUUUUCGACGUGCUAUACAUAACGUUCUUGCUGUGUGGAUUAGAUUCAAAUUUUCAGUUGUGAUUGCAUACGGAAAUUCAAUAUGAAAUUCACACAUGUUGUUAAUGCAUUGGUCAUUGCACUCUCCUGCCACAAUGAUGUACAUGGACAAGUAACAUUUCUCGAAAAAUAUCGACCAGAGUAUCGUAUGUUUCGUAAUUCGUUGUUCAAUUUUAUUGGCAGAUCGGAUAGCGAAAAAUCAUACAAUUGGAAUUACAAAAAGGGGAAAGUUCAAAAACCAUUUCCGGAAUCUCAUAAAUUCUUCUGUGAUCCGAAGGGGCCUGGAAAGCGUAGCGAUUCUAUACCUAAAUCGGUACAUCAAUUAACACCUGGUGAUAUCGAUAUAAUUGCUGCUAUGGGAGAUUCCCUAACCGCAGGGAAUGGUGCGUUGGCCACAAAUAUUCUGCAGGUGCUUAUUGAAAAUAAAGGUGUUUCCUGGUCGAUUGGCGGUCAAAGUAAAUGGCAAAAGUAUCUGACUGUACCAAACAUUAUUAAAGUUUUCAAUCCAAACCUUUACGGAUACUCAUUAUCGGAUGGUUACUCAACUGAUAAACGGUCAAGAUUCAAUACUGCAGAAAUCGGAGCGAUGUCAAGAGAUAUUCCACAUGAGGCUAAGGUUUUGGUGAAGAGGAUGACUUCAGAUUCUCGAGUGAAAUUGAAUGAACACUGGAAGAUGAUAACAAUCCUUAUCGGACCCAAUGACUUUUGCUUGGACAUGUGUUACGCAAAAAAUCCAGAAAAAACUAUCGAUUAUCAUGAAAGAGACCUGAUUAGUGCCUUGAGAACCUUACGAAAAAACUUACCCAGAACCAUGGUUAAUUUAGUGACCCCACCGAGUAUGAAAGUUAUUACUGAACUCCGAGGAAAACCAGCAGAAUGUGAAUCUUCGCAUCAUGUAGAAUGUCCUUGUGCCUUCGGAUUCGCUUACAGAAACAAACGUCAAUACUACUUCGACAUUAUGGAGCGAUGGAAGGAUGUUGUGGAAAAGGUGUCUCGAAUGGACGAAUUUAAUGGAGAAGACUUUACUGUGAAUAACCAACCGUUUUUGAAGAAUGUCACAUUUCCAACACUGCCUAACGGCAAUCAUGACUUUACGUACAUGUCAAUGGAUUGUUUCCACUUGAGUCAAAAGGGAUAUGCAAGAGCUGCAAACGCUUUGUGGAAUAAUAUGAUGGAACCAGAUGGACAGAAAUCCACAAAUUGGCAAAAGGAAUUCACAAAAUUUGUAUGUCCUACUGUGGAUCGACCGUAUCUAGCCACAAAAGGAAAUAGCUGACGAAUCGAGCAAAUGGCUUAGCAUCACAUUUUAGAGUUAAAUUUUUCUAUUUAUUUUAUAUGUUAGACGAAACGAAAGUGUUCAAUAAAAUGUAAAUGUCCUGCCGAGAAAUCUACCUCGAUUUGCGGUAUAGUAAC
Bradysia coprophila is the source of this 1655-nucleotide messenger RNA. RefSeq names its product phospholipase B1, membrane-associated-like. Gene Ontology annotation, molecular function: glycerophospholipase activity. Gene Ontology annotation, biological process: phospholipid metabolic process. NCBI's taxonomy places the organism in Eukaryota, Metazoa, Arthropoda, Insecta, Diptera, Sciaridae. The record is from RefSeq and is a predicted model, not a curated record.